Limanda limanda (common dab) is the source of this 3002-nucleotide messenger RNA. RefSeq names its product mannosyl-oligosaccharide 1,2-alpha-mannosidase IA. NCBI's taxonomy places the organism in Eukaryota, Metazoa, Chordata, Actinopteri, Pleuronectiformes, Pleuronectidae. Gene Ontology annotation, molecular function: mannosyl-oligosaccharide 1,2-alpha-mannosidase activity; calcium ion binding. The transcript is spliced from 12 exons. Gene Ontology annotation, biological process: N-glycan processing; carbohydrate metabolic process. Gene Ontology annotation, cellular component: endoplasmic reticulum; Golgi membrane; extracellular exosome. The coding region runs from base 1026 to 2963 and encodes 645 amino acids. The record is from RefSeq and is a predicted model, not a curated record.
GAGGGAGACCGGCUCCGGAGCCACGACGAGGCGGCAGCAGAAGCACCAGCAGCGGCACUGGUGGUGGUGGUGGUGUCAGUCUUUGUGGAGAAACUGGUGGAUCUUCUUUAUUCUCCGGAUAUUUGGACGGAUCGGAUAACUUCACCCGGGACACACAAGCCUUCUUCUUCUUCUUCUUCUUCUUCCAUGCCCAGCGCCGCUCCGCUUCGCCCGGCGUGUUGACGCCAGCCAGCGGGCAGAGGAGGGAGGGAAGCCGGGGAGGCUGCACCGGGAGGAGCGACAUGCGGAUCCACGCGUUUCCGUCCGCACGCUGCACCGCAUAGACACAACACAACACAACACAACACGGUGGUGGUGGUGGUUUGUGUAGAUGGGAUUCCAGGGGCUUAUGAUGCAGCAGCAGCGUGGGGGGGCGGCAGCAGCAGUUUCUUACAACCGGGGACCGGGAGCGAGAUGCUGCAGAUGGGCAGCGUGUUACUGACGUGGAGAUAAUAAUAAUGCAUCGAGACACAACUUUGUUCCCCGGGCCUGACACACUGCGAGACGCGUGAUUUGUGUCCUCCUCGUGAAAAAGUGCAUGUGUGUGUGUGUGUCCUCGGACGCGCGCACGCUCCGGUGAUCCCGUUAUUUCUUGGAAUAAACAGCUCAGCGCUCCGGAGCCAUUUCUCCUCCACACCCCGGAGUGCAGUCUGUGGGUGUCAGUGGUGGUGUUGUGUAGGUGACCCACCCCCCCCACUGAGGUGUAGGUGUGUGUGGUGCAUGUAGGCAGGGCCCGAACCUAGUGCAGAUCCAGUGGAGAGCGAGGUGAGCUGUUUACUCUGCGAGGAUGACACCAAGCCUUUGAGCCUUUGAGCCUCUGAACCUGUGCAAGUGUCACACGGGGGGGUGUGUGUUAAUCCCGAGCACAGCCACAUUGUGUGUUUUAUGUGUGGAGGCAGCGGAUCGGACUGUGUCACAGCCCUGAGCUGAGGAACCUGAGCUGAGGAACCCUAACCUAGUGCAUAGUCUCCAAGAAAAAGUUUCCGAUGGUUUUCCGGAAGUUGCCCGGCGUGUCGGCCUCGGGCAUGGGUCUGCGCCUGUCCCAGAAGUUCGUGUUCCUGCUCUUCCUCUCGGGUCUGGUCACCCUCUGCUUCGGGGCACUCUUCUUCUUGCCAGACUCGGUCCGGCUAAAACGCAUCUUCCUGUCCAAGACCGAGACCCAGCCGGUCACCGUGGGCUCCGGGUCCGGGACCGGGACCGAGAACGAUGCCCGGGAGCCCCUGAAGAGAGCCGGCAAGGAGCCGGACCCCCCGCGGGGUGUGACCUCCGCCAGGGGGGAGACCAGCACCAAGCUGAAGAGCCUCAUCCGCAAGCCGCUUGUCCCUCAUGAGGCCACGGGGGACCGGCCGGCCGGGGACAGAGCCCAGGAGGACAUGACUCUGUCCCGGUCCAGGACGGAGUCAGCCUCGGAGAGAGUGACCUCCUCCGGCUCGGAUACCUUCAGUUACCAGAAGUUCACCAGGUGUCUGCUCAAGCCCCCCCUGGGGAGGGAUGGGGGCAAGCCGAGCGACCCCAAGAGCGAGGAGCGCCGGCUGAAAGUCAAAGAGAUGAUGAAGUUUGCCUGGGACAACUACAAGCUCUACGCCUGGGGCAAGAACGAGCUGCGGCCUCUGACGAAAAACGGCCAUAUUGGCAACAUGUUUGGUGGCCUGAGAGGAGCAUCCAUCAUUGACUCCCUGGACACACUGUAUAUAAUGGGGUUGAUGGAGGAUUAUAACGAUGCCAAGGAGUGGGUGCAGAACAGCCUGGACCUGAACUCGAACGGCGAGGCAUCACUCUUCGAGGUGAACAUCCGUUACGUCGGUGGGCUGCUGUCGGCGUACUACCUGACAGGAGAGGAGCUGUACAGGAGUAAAGCGAUGGAGCUGGGAGAGAAGCUGCUGCCGGCCUUCAACACGCCGACAGGAAUCCCCAGAGGGGUCAUCAACCUGGGGAGUAGUGGAACCAGUUGGAGUUGGGGCUGGGCCUCAGCUGGGAGCAGCAUCCUGGCUGAGUUCGGGACACUUCACCUGGAAUUCGUGCAUCUGUCUGAGGUCUCCAACAAUCCCAUCUACACAGAGAAGGUGAUGAACAUCAGGAAACUUCUGAACAAGAUUGAAAAACCUCACGGCCUCUAUCCCAACUUCCUCAGUCCAGUCAGCGGCAACUGGGUCCAACAUCAUGUCUCCAUCGGCGGCCUCGGGGACAGUUUCUACGAGUACCUGAUCAAAUCCUAUCUGAUGUCAGAUAAGACCGAUGAUGGGGCAAAGACGAUGUACUAUGGAGCACUGGAGGCGAUUGAAGCUAACCUGGUGCAGAAGUCAACCGGGGGCCUCACCUACAUGGCCGAGUGGAGGGGUGGGAUCCUGGAUCACAAGAUGGGCCACCUGGCCUGCUUCUCCGGGGGAAUGAUCGGCAUCGGGGCGGAUGAUGGAGCUCCGGACAAGAGGCAACACUACCUGGACCUGGCUGCAGAGAUCACACACACGUGCCAUGAGAGCUACACACGCUCAGCCACCAAACUGGGACCUGAGGCGUUCAGAUUCGACGCCGGAGCUGAAGCCACGGCAACGAGGCUGAGUGACAGAUAUUACAUCCUACGACCUGAAGUCAUCGAGAGCUACAUGUACAUGUGGAGACUCACUCAUGACCCCAAGUACAGAGACUGGGGAUGGGAGGCUGUGGAGGCCCUGGAGGAGCACUGCAGAGUGGAGUCUGGCUUCUCCGGCAUCCGAGACGUUUACACCGUGACAGUCAGCCACGACAACAUGCAGCAGAGCUUCUUCCUCUCAGAGACACUCAAGUAUCUCUACCUCCUCUUCUCCGACGACGACCUCCUCCCGCUGGAGGACUGGGUCUUCAACACAGAAGCCCACCCGCUGCCCAUCAUCCAUAAGAGCUGCCUGCAGGAGGAGGCCACACAGGAGAAGACGGUUUCCAACUGAGACUGAACACAAGCGGUUACUGAUACAGAUGUGCACACA